CGGGGCGCCGCGCAGCCCGCUCUCGCGAAAUGCGCGCCCUCUAACGUAUUAUGUUCCUCCCCGAGCUACCGCGAGCCUGCAUGGUGGACGACGUAGCGACCUACCUCCAAGCGCCCUCCUCGGGACAGGUGGCUACAAUAUAUUAACAACAACCCAUAUGACGAGUUCCAUCCGUUCAUAGAGGCUCUAAUGCCCUUUGUAAAGUCCUUUUCGUACACGUGGUUCAACCUACAGGCAGCAAAACGGAAAUAUUAUAAGAAACACGAAAAACGGAUGAGUCUCGAGGAGGAGCGGCAUACUAAAUAUGAAUUACAGAACGAAAAAGCAGAAGUAAAACAAAAAUGGGCGUCAAGACUGUUGGGCAAGCUGCGGAAGGACAUCACCCAGGAUUGCAGAGAGGAUUUCGUUCUCAGCAUCACGGGAAAGAGGCCUGCCGUGUGUGUGCUCUCAAAUCCCGAUCAAAAGGGCAAGAUGAGGAGGAUAGAUUGUUUAAGACAGGCCGAUAAGGUAUGGCGUUUAGACCUCGUAAUGGUGAUCCUGUUCAAAGCAAUCCCCCUUGAAAGCACCGACGGGGAGCGCCUGGAGAAGCAUCCAGAAUGCACGCAGCCCGGACUUUGCGUCAAUCCAUACCACAUCAAUGUUUCUGUACGAGAGCUAGACUUGUAUCUAGCAAAUUUCAUCAACAGCUAUGGUAAUGGGAGCGACGGUCUGCCAGAUAUCUUAUCGGGCUCGCUCUCGCCGCACACGCCUAGGGACAAAGAGAACGAACACGAGGCUAAAAACAAAGGCUACAGCCACAAUCCGUACAAUGGGGUGAUAUGCAACGAUAUCAUACUCGCCACGGGUGUCUUCUCUUCUAAGGAACUAUGGAAGUUGUCUAAAGCCUCAAUUCUCCAAGAGACGGGUUCCGAGUCCCCUGGUGGCUCCGGCGGUGGCAUAAAGCUGGAGUCGGGUUAUUAUUGUGGGUAUAACAGUCCAGCGCCCCCCGCCUUCGAGCCCCCCGCAGAGCGAGCUACUCCGUCCGCAAUGCUCGUGGGGCAGUGCUUCAGCAUCCCGCACAGUUCUGCGGGUCUCACUGCGCAGUCGCCGCUGGUUCCAUCAAACACCAUUUUUUACCAACACCCACCUCCCACCGAUACGCAUCCCACUGCAUCAGACGGCAUUUCGCAACACUCGAGUGGCAAGUACGACAACGCGCCACAGGACUCCCUCGGAGAUUUUGUGACCUUUGUUUGUCAGGAGCCUUCAGAUGUUCAGCAAUUACAGGUACACAGCCUGUCACGGAGUCCAAAGCCAGCAUAUUUCAGCAGCUCGAUGCUGCCUCCUCCUCCAUUACCACCGAUGGCAAGACCGGUCGCCAUUAUCAGAUCUACAGCGAGCGAGCUAGGCGUCAGUGGAGGCACGUCACCGUCGUCUCCUGAAGUAAGGUCACCACCCACCUCACCGCGGAGGCGGUCGCCACUCACCUACCGCACCUCCGACUGUCACCCACCGAUCAGCCAUUUCAACCACUUUCAUCCGCAGCCACAACAGGUUUUCAGCUAUGGCUCCCUCGGCAGCGUGGGUCUGGGCGGCGGGGUGUCAGCGGCGGGCGGCGGGGCAGUGAUGGCUGGAGGCGGCACCAUCUCACCACCGGGAGGUCUCGGGCUGUAUGCGCCCAGGGCACCAGCUAGAGCUCCUCCUAGAUGGAACGCCCCUUUCUCGACUUUAGAAGAAGAGUUCAACAUAAUGACGGCACCGGGUGGACCUGAUCAUGUCGUCCUGCUCGAUGAUGACCGCUUCUUCCAAUCCAGCGUCAUAACAUCUGAAGCGACGGCGAUGGACACAUCGGCCUCUGUCGGUCAGUCAGUCGUCGAGCCGUCAGACGACAUCGCCCCCGACAAACCAGCCCCCGAUUUGCGAUCGCCGUGAUCCACGCCCCUCGCGUCCUGCGCGAACGAAACGACAGCUUCAUCUAACUCACAUGUUUCAAAUAUCAACUCACAGGUCUCAAAUAUCGACUCACAGGUUUCAAGUAGCAACUCACAGGUUUCAAGUAAUAACUCGCAAGUCGCAAGUUACAACUCUCAUGUUUCGAGUUACAACUCGCAAGUUUCGAGUUAUAGUUCUCACAUUUUGAGUCCAAACUCUCAUGUUUUGAGUGUACCGAGUAUGUCGCACUCAGAUACUGUCUUGAGUCUGACAGGGUCUCAGAUUUUGAGUCCGAAUUCUCAUGUUUCGAGUAUGAACUUGUCAAAUUCAACUGUUUUGAGGUGGACACCGGCACCGUUGCCUCAUUGGCGGCCAGUGACACAUCGGACUGUUUAAUAUUGUUUGCUUUUUAUAUAUUAUGAAGAGCACGUUUGGUUUUGCCAUUAAAAAUGGCAUGCUAUGAUUUUCGUUUAAAAACAAUUUAACGGAAAAAAAAAUUGAAUACUUACCAAGUUAUUAAAUUGCUUUAGGUUUUGCUGUUAU
Messenger RNA from Hyposmocoma kahamanoa, 2454 nucleotides. It is a transcript of the gene NfI, whose product is annotated as nuclear factor 1 B-type. The transcript is spliced from 14 exons. Gene Ontology annotation, biological process: regulation of transcription by RNA polymerase II. Bases 190 to 1911 code for a protein of 573 amino acids. The record is from RefSeq and is a predicted model, not a curated record. Lineage: Eukaryota; Metazoa; Arthropoda; Insecta; Lepidoptera; Cosmopterigidae. Gene Ontology annotation, cellular component: nucleus. Gene Ontology annotation, molecular function: DNA-binding transcription factor activity, RNA polymerase II-specific; RNA polymerase II cis-regulatory region sequence-specific DNA binding.